AUGGCUGAAAUUGCACUUUCAGGAGCACUAGCUCUGGUUGAUAGAUUGUUACGCAUCUAUCCCUAUGUAACUCAUGAUAUUGAAGAAGUCAAAAACUUGAUGGAUACCUUGAAAGGCUUCCUUAAGGACACAGAUGGAAGAGAAGAUACUGAAGGUUGGAAGGAUCUACUUAAAAACGUCCGGAAUCUAGCAUAUGAGGCUGAGGAUGCAAUUGAAGAAUACAUGUUUCAAGUUCCUGAACACUUCCAUACUCAUCAAGCAAGGAAAAUUGUUCAUAAUAUUGCCCACCCUGUUAAGAACUUUAUUCCAGGUAUUCAAUUGUCCUCUUCAAUGAGAGGUCUCAAAGCCAAGAUCAAAGGCCGAAUCAAUGACUUAGAGAAACUUCGCAUUGGGUGCUCUAACUUGCCUUCAAGUUCUACGGCUGCAGAGAUCCCUCCAGAGGCUUAUCCAUAUUCCUCGGAUGAGCCUCUUGUGGGCAUUGAAAGGCGCGGAAAAGAACUUCGGCGACUUAUUCUCAACAAUGAAUCAAGGGAUGUUGUAAUUUCAGUAUUAGGAGGUGCUGGCUCGGGUAAAACCACUCUUAUCCAUGAAGUCUAUCAAAUGGUGAAGGUAACUUUCGAAUGCCAUGCUUGGGUUCCUGUAUCACGCUCUUGUGAGCGCAUGUUAGAGAGAAUUUGGGAGGCGUUGGAAUUACCAAUUUACCAAGGAAGAGAUCGAAGACGUUGUCUACACACUCAUUUACAGCAGAAAAGGUACAUACUUGUUUUAGAUGGUAUUUGGAGUGAAGAUGAGUGGAAAUGCAUUAGAAAUGUACUUCCUUUUAAUAAUCAAGGUAGUAGAAUAAUCGUUUCUACUCGUAAACGCAACAUUGCUUCUUAUUGUGCCACCUCUCAUGAUUUUAUUUAUGAUCUCAAUCUAAAUCCAUUAACAUGGGAAGAGGCUUCAGAGCUCUUCCUUAAAAAGGCCUUCCCAAAUGGUAAAUGCCUUAUUUCAUGUGAGGAGUGGUCUGAAAAAAUUGUGAAACGAUGUGAAGGAUUGCCACUAGCAAUUGUUGCAAUUGGCAAGAUCUUAUCCCGUAAGCCACAAACUAUUAUGGAGUUCAAGAAAGUCCAUGACAAUCUUGAGUUUGAACCAGGAAGCCUUGAAUAUAUCGGAAAAUUCUUGCAGAGUUACUACCAUCUAUCGCCUAAUCUUAAGUCUUGUUUCAUGUACUUCUGCAAUUUUCCUGAAGAUUACUCUGUUACACGCGGAAGACUAAUUCGCUUAUGGAUAGCAGAGGGGUUUAUUGAGGAAAAAAGAGGUCAAACUCUGGAGCAAGUGGCGGAUGAGUACCUAGACGAGCUAGUUCAAAUGAGCUUGGUUCAAGUGAGUAGAUGGGAUUGUGAAGGACGAGUGAGGAGUUGCCGAGUUUCUAAUCUUGCAAGAGGUUUCAUCCUUUCCAAAUCUGAGAAAGAAAAUUUUGUUACUGUUAUUACAAGGCCACAUACAAAUUUGAGUCAGAACCACCGGCGCUUGUCUCUCCAUAUAUGCACCACCAAUAUAUUAAAAGGGAAGGACUUCUCUCAUGUUCGUACCUUCUCUAUGUUUGGGGGAGACAGGAGUUUCGAAUUACUGGUCAGAGGAGUUUUUAGCAACUUCAGGUUAUUGAGAGUUCUAGACUUGGAAAAUGCAGUCUUGCUGGUUUUUCCUCAAGAAGUUGUCACUCUCAACCUUCUGAGGUACUUAAGUCUAAGGAAUACAAAGAUAGAUUCACUUCCAAAAUCUAUUAAGAAGCUUCAGAACCUAAUUGUUUUGGACCUCAGACAAACUUUUGUCUUAGAGUUGCCAAUGGGGAUCCUGGAAAUUCCAAAGUUGCUCUAUUUAUUAGUUGAUUGUCGAGGCAGAAAUAAUGCUACUGUAGGAGUAGAGGUGUCUCAAGGAAUUGGGUGUUUGAAAUGGUUACAGAAAUUGUCACUUAUCAAGGCAAAUAACAAGAAUGGGAGUAUUGUUGAAGAGUUGGGGAACUUGAUUGAACUGAGGAAACUGGGGAUCAUAGAGCUCAAGAAUAAAGACAGUCGUGAUUUUUGUGCAUCCAUUGAGAAGAUGGAAAAUCUUUCUUCUUUGUAUGUGGAAUCAGCAAAUGAGUUUCUUGAUUUGAAUUAUGUUAAGAAGUCUCCUCAAAUGAUUGAAAAUCUAUCUCUUGGAGGGAGGUUGCACAACAUUCCAGAAUGGAUUCUUUCACUAAAAGGUUUGUUUAAAUUAGAACUCAAAUGGUCACAGCUAGCGAAAAGCCCCCUUGAGGUUCUUUGGGGUUUGCCUUCUCUAAAGGUGCUCCAUCUGCAUGAUGCUUACAGUGGUGAGGUACUUGAAUUUCGAGCAGGAUGGUUUCUGGAACUAAGGAUAUUAGUAAUUGAACAAUGCUGGUGGUUGAAGACUGUAGUCAUUCCGGGACUAGCAAUGCCUAAACUACAAAAGCUGACUAUAGAAAACUGUAACAGUCUUACCAUGGUGCACAUAGCAAUUAGUACUCUCACCCAUUUAGAGAAAACGAAUGUUCCACAACACCUUUUAGAAUUCUUGGACUAA
Molecule: messenger RNA, 2565 nt
Organism: Quercus robur (English oak)
Lineage: Eukaryota; Viridiplantae; Streptophyta; Magnoliopsida; Fagales; Fagaceae
Product: disease resistance protein RPM1-like
Exons: 1
Coding region: 1-2565 (854 amino acids)
Biological process (GO): defense response to other organism
Molecular function (GO): ADP binding
Source: RefSeq, a predicted model, not a curated record